Paramecium pentaurelia is the source of this 534-nucleotide messenger RNA. The record is from the annotation of a GenBank genome assembly. NCBI's taxonomy places the organism in Eukaryota, Ciliophora, Oligohymenophorea, Peniculida, Parameciidae.
AUGGACCAGCCAAAUUUGAUUGUAUUUCUUGCUCAAUUAAAUCACAAAGAAUAUAUCUGGCUCUUGUUAAAGUUUGCAUUUGUCCAUAUAAUAUUGAUGAAAAAAUCUGCAAAACUUGUCAGAAAAAUACAUAAAUUUAAUUAAUUAUCAAAAAUGAAAUAAAAAAUUAUUGUUAAAAUGGAUAUUUUGAAUUUAAAGGAGAUUGUUUAAAAUAGUAAAUUUUUAAUCUAAUUAAGAUAAUAAGAAAUAAUUGUACUUUUUUUUUUGUACAAAUGGUUUGAUUAUGUGAAUAUCUAAAAGAUUGAAAAGCUCACAAUUUAUGAUUUAAAUUAUUUCUAUAACUAAAAACUAAAUUAUGGUUGCAUAAAAGUAAUUCAAUCAUCUUCAGCCGAGUUUUAAGUGAUUAAUUCUAAUAUUCUAAAUAACAGUUGUAACAAAUGUGUUUCAAUUUCUUCUCAAAGGGCUGGUAUCUUAUAUAUUCUUGCUUAAUUAUUAAUCAUACUGCAAAUAAGGGGGCGGGGGUUUAUAUUUUGA